This is a messenger RNA of Rotaria sp. Silwood2, 1944 nucleotides long. The record is from the annotation of a GenBank genome assembly. Lineage: Eukaryota; Metazoa; Rotifera; Eurotatoria; Philodinida; Philodinidae.
AUGAAUCAACAAGGAAAUGUCAAUACUGAGGCGGAUAGUGAUCAUGGGCCCGAUCAUUUGGAACCUAUCACAAACCCUGGACAUCAACAUCAUCGUGGAACGACAGUUAGUUCAUUUACUUCGUCUAUUGUUAACAAUUUAGUGACUCGACCUUGUUGGCUGUGUCAUAAGUAUUCAACAUUUGUGGUUAAACAUUCAUGGUGCUUUUUAUUACUUGGGUUCUUUAUUUGCAUUGUCCUUGGAUUAUCAGCAAUACUACUACGUGAUUUACCAGAUUUUAAUGAUCCGACAAAGGGUUUUGUUCCGCGUGGUAAACAUACAUUAACUUCACGUUUAUAUGUUCUUGAAAAACUCAAAAAUAAACUUGAUCAACAAUUAGCUACAGCAAAAAUAAAUAAUAAAAGUAAAAUACCAUUAUCAACAAAAUCACCAUUAUCAAGUAGUCCAAUGAAUAAAAAAUAUGAAGAAGAGGAAGAUGAAUCGGAUUAUGAUGAUAAUUUAAAUGAAAUAGAUCUUAAAUUAGAUUUAAUAUCUAAUCCAAAUGGUUGUGUAUUUGUGUCAUCAAGUCAAAAUAAAUGUUUAACUAAUCAGCAAGUAUAUUCAUUGUUGAGUAAUAAAACUGAUCUUAUGAAAAUAUCAAAACCAAUUGAAGAACAACUUUAUAAACCAAAUGAACACAUGUGUACAUCGAUUGAUCUAAAUCGUCAUUAUGAAGUUUAUUUUGAAUCAAGUGAUAAAUCAUCUUCAAAUUUAUUAAAUAUUGAUAAUCUAUUAUCAUUAUGUAAAAAACAAUAUGAACUUGUUGAAUUAUUUCAAUUACAUUCAACAUGUCAUUAUACAUUACCAGAAAUGGUUGCUUAUUUUUCUAAUAAAUCAGAUUGUCGACAAUUGAAUGCAAAUGAUAUAAAUACUUUUAUUGAUCGUAUACAACGUUGUCAUUCAUUAUAUGAUACUGGUCUUCUUCGUUUAGCUGGCUUAAAACGUUAUCGUACUGCACCAAUUGAUUUAUUUCUACAUGAUUUAUGUUUUCGUUAUAAUUUUACAUUUUUAACAUUAGAAUAUUUAGUAGAUAAAACAUUUUUGUCAACAAAUCAAACACGUUAUACAGCUAUGUGGUUUUUAAAACCAACUAAACCAAUAAUAACAGCUAAUGGAAGUGAAAUUCAUACAGCAAAUUCUGCCCAUGAUUUAUUUAUUGAACAUUUUUAUCAAAAUCCAAAAUUUGAUGAUGGUCGGACACGAAUAUCUGCAUUAAAUUUUAUGGAUAUUCGAAUUCCUUCAGCUAUGAAACAAAUACGUGUAGAUAUGUUUUUUGUUAUAUUAGCUAUUUCAUUAAUUGUUGGAGUGACAAUCAUUUAUCUUCGUUCAAUAACAGUUGCAUUAAUGACAAAUAUAUGUGUUGUUUUAUCAUUUGCUUGUGCUUAUUUCUCAUAUAAAAUAGUUUUUGGUAUUGAUUUAUUUCCAUACAUAAAUUUAAUGGCAACAUUUAUUUUAAUUGGUAUAUCAUGUGACAAUGUAUUUGUUAUAUUUGAUGCAUGGUAUUCAGAAAAAUUAGAUAUUUAUAAUGAAGCACGUUUACGAGGUCGUUCAAUAGAAUUUUAUGGAAAAUUAACUGACAAACAACAAAAACAAUAUCUUCGUGAUAGAGAAUAUACAGCAUCAGUACUAAAACGACAUUCAUCAACAAGAAAUGAUCCUGAACAACAUCAACAAGAUCAAACUGGAGAAGAAGAACAUUUUGACUCAAUUAAAAAUACAGAUUUAGUACGGAUGAUGAAAGUUGAUGAAGAACAAAUGAUACAGAUGAUGACAGGAGUUUUAAGACAUGCAGCAGCUAGUGUUUUUGUAACGAGUUUUACAACAUCAGCAGCUUUUUUUACGAAUAUGAUAUCACGUAUUGCUUAUGUACAAUUAUUUGGUUUAUUUAUGGUAAGGUUUUACUAA